Molecule: messenger RNA, 714 nt
Organism: Eufriesea mexicana
Lineage: Eukaryota; Metazoa; Arthropoda; Insecta; Hymenoptera; Apidae
Gene: Membrin
Product: Golgi SNAP receptor complex member 2
Exons: 2
Coding region: 76-714 (212 amino acids)
Biological process (GO): vesicle-mediated transport; vesicle fusion
Cellular component (GO): late endosome membrane; ER to Golgi transport vesicle membrane; endoplasmic reticulum membrane
Molecular function (GO): SNAP receptor activity; SNARE binding
Source: RefSeq, a predicted model, not a curated record
GUCAGUAGUAUUUGUACAUACACGUCAUUACUUUCAUGAAUGUUAUAAAACGAAUGAAUUUACUCAUUAAUAAAUAUGGAAUUACUAUAUCAUCAAACAAACAAAUUGGUCCAAGAAACGCAACAUCUUUUCUCACAACUUGAGAAAAGAACGCCUAACCUGGAUGUUAAGGAAAUAGAAAACAAUAUAGAAUCAAAAAUAAACCUCAUCAACAGUAAUUGUGAACGAUUGGAUGUAUUAUGUCUCAAAGGCCCUAUAUUUCAAAGACAAAAUGCUAAGAUGCGUGUGGAUCAAUUGAAAUAUGACAGUCGUCAUCUCACAGCUGCUUUAAAUUCUUGGCGAAACAAAAUGAUUAAAAAACAAAGAGAAGAGUCUGAAAGGGAGGCACUAUUAUCUAGGACAUUUACCACAAAUGAUCAUAUUGAUAUUAUGAUAGACCAUAAUGUACAACAUAAUUCUAGUUUAAGAAAUGCAAUUCAUGGUGUAGAUGAUAUAAUUCAAAGUGGAAGUAGUAUUUUGGAUAGCUUGAGAUCGCAAAGAAUAACUUUGAAGGGGGCUCACAAAAAAUUAAUAGACAUUGGAAAUACAUUAGGUCUUUCAAAUACUACAAUGAGAUUAAUAGAGGAAAGAAUAAGACAGGAUGGAUUUGUCUUAGUUGGUGGAAUAUUAUUUACAUGUGUCGUUAUAGUUUUAGUUAUAAUUUAUUUUACAUAG